Molecule: messenger RNA, 2199 nt
Organism: Knipowitschia caucasica
Lineage: Eukaryota; Metazoa; Chordata; Actinopteri; Gobiiformes; Gobiidae
Source: the annotation of a GenBank genome assembly
AUGUCGCUGCUUCUCGGUGUUUUUGUGCUGAUUCUGCUCGGACUGGACUCUGCGAAAGCUUCGGGUGUGGUGACGUUCUCGCGGCAACCUCAGAACCAGACGGUGACCCAGGGGAAUGCGGUCCGUCUGGGCUGUGCCGUGAUGGGUCUGUCUGAACCUGACAUAGUGUGGAGGAAAGACCAGAGCAAAGUCUAUUCCACGGACCAGAUGUUCCUCAGCCUCGGAGAGCUCCACUGGGAGACCUUUUACAGUGUCCGCUCGGUGCAGCAGCAGGACGGAGGCCGAUACUGGUGCGAGGUGGAGUCAGAGGGACAGACGUACUCUUCUGAACCGGCAUGGAUCACUGUGGAAGGAGUGCCGCACUUCUCCCUGGUGCCACAGGAUGUAGCUGUAGUUCCUGGUGAGGCCUUUAACCUGUCGUGUGCCGCAGUGGGGCCUCCUGACCCUGUGGAGGUGCUGUGGUGGCUGGGAGGGGAGCAGGUGGGGGGUCCAGAGCCAUCUCCCUCAACGCUGCACAUCACAGGCGUCAACAGCAGCGUGAAGUUUUACUGCGAGGCUAAAAACACUCGUGGGAUUUCUGUAUCCAGGACAGGGACAGUCCACAUCAAAGUUCUCCCGUCGGCUCCUGAAGAUCUGCAGGUGCUGAGUCUGGAGGAGAACAACAUCACUGUGUCCUGGAGCCCGGGAUUCAGCGGCUACUCCCCCCUCCACUCUUGCUCUGUACAGGUGUCUGGUCCUCCAUGGGUCCGGAUCCCAAGUCCGGUCCAGGUCCUGGUCCCUCCUCACAGGGUCUCGGUCUCUGGACUCCGGUCACACUCGGACUACAGCCUCAGAGUGUCCUGCUGGAACCAACUGGGACCCUCACCCCAUUCGGACUGGAUCAACUUCACCACACCAGAGUCCGUCCCCAUGUUGGCUCCCAGGAACCUGACCUUCGACCUCUCGGACAGUCAGCUGAUCCUGCGGUGGGUGGCGCUAGACGAGGACGAGCUCCAGGGGAAACUUCAGGCCUAUAAGGUCCAGUGGAGUCUGGGCUCAGAGACACAGGAGCCGCUGUUGUUCAAAGACUCCUCUGCGGUCCUCUCUGGACCGGGUCGCUUCCUGAACGCCUCGGUCCAAGUCUCUGCCUGCACCUCUGUGGGCUGUGGACCCUGGAGCAGACCCAUUCAGAUCCUGCCCAAGCCAGUGUCCUUGCUGGUCCCUCGGAGGCACUUAUGGUCAGGGGUGCUCCUCGGGCUCCUAGGGGCCUCGGCCCUGGGUCUGAUGGUGGCAAUCGGAGCUCACAGACGCAGGAAAGACUCUCCGUUUGGCUCGGCGUUCAAACCUGUGGGUUCUGACAGUUUGGUGUCCUUCAGCGCGGCCCGCUCCUUCAACAGAACAGAGCCCCCAGAGGCCAGCCUGGACAGUCUGGGCGUGAGCGCGGAGCUGAAGGCCAAACUCCAGGACGUGUUGAUCCCAGAGCGGCAGCUGAGUCUUGGGCACGUUCUGGGGAAAGGAGAGUUUGGAUCAGUGCGAGAAGCCGUUCUCAAAACUGAGGAUUCUUCUCAGAAAGUGGCUGUAAAAGUCUUAAAAAAUGACAUCACCACGUCCUGUGACAUAGAGCAGUGUUUGAAGGAGGCGGCCUAUAUGAAGGACUUCAGCCACCGCAACGUCAUCCAACUCAUAGGAGUCAGUCUUCACCGUCGUCCCGGUCAGAGGUUACCGGUUCCCAUGGUGAUUCUCCCAUUCAUGAAACACGGAGAUCUCCACACGUUCCUCCUGCUGUCCAGACUCGGAGAAAACCCUUUUAACCUGGAGCUGCAGACGCUCGUUUGCUUCAUGCUGGAUGUGGCUCGAGGAAUGGAAUAUCUGAGCAACAAAAACAUUAUUCACAGAGACCUGGCUGCACGGAACUGCAUGCUGGAUGAGGAUCUGAGGGUGUGUGUGGCAGACUUUGGUUUGUCCAAGAGGAUCUACAGUGGAGACUAUUAUCGUCAGGGCUCUGUGUCCAAGCUACCGGUGAAGUGGAUCGCUCUGGAGAGUCUCAGCGAUAACCUCUACACCAGUCAGAGCGACGUGUGGGCUUUUGGAGUGACCAUGUGGGAGGUAAUGACCAGAGGACAGACUCCGUAUCCCGGUGUAGAAAACUCUGAGAUCUACGAGUAUCUGAUCAAAGGAGAAAGACUCAAGCGGCCUCCAGACUGUAGACCAGACAUGUGA